Molecule: messenger RNA, 3719 nt
Organism: Candoia aspera
Lineage: Eukaryota; Metazoa; Chordata; Lepidosauria; Squamata; Candoiidae
Gene: CHPF
Product: chondroitin polymerizing factor
Exons: 4
Coding region: 492-2810 (772 amino acids)
Cellular component (GO): Golgi cisterna membrane
Molecular function (GO): glucuronosyl-N-acetylgalactosaminyl-proteoglycan 4-beta-N-acetylgalactosaminyltransferase activity
Source: RefSeq, a predicted model, not a curated record
GGACGGCGGCGCCAGCGCCAGCGGCGACUCUUCCAAGAGAAGCGGGAGUGACGUUUCCGCGGUGCUUCUCUCGUUCGGCGAGAACAGGCGAAGAACUGACCCCCAUUUCUUCUCUAGGGCCGGCAUGGAACGGCUGGACCAAUAGGCGCUGCUCCUUCAAGGUUCCAGAAUUGGGCCGGGCCCACCUCCUCCGUUACUUAGCUGCAGCUGCAGCUGCUCCUCCUUCUCCUUCUCUUCAGGACCCCACGCCGGUACCAGGUUCCCUCCCCGCCUCGUGGGAAUGGUCCCUUGCUGCCUUGAUCCCCAAGAGUGCUGUGCGGGUUAAAGAGGCCCCUUGGGAUCUUCCUGGGUGGGCAGGACCCUGGUUCUCCACCCCGGAAUCCCCGCACCUUCCGAGUGCGCUUCUUCGGUGCUUGCUGUCCUCCCGCUUUUGUCCCCUUAAUUUAGCCUCCUCCGUUUUUUGUCAGGGUCUUGUCCCCUCGGCCGGUGCCAUGCGCUUCUCUUCGCUUCUGUCGCUCCUGCGUCCCGUGGGGCCUGUGGUGGUUGGGGUGUCUCUAGGUUUCACGCUUAGCCUGCUCAGUGUAACCUGGGUGGAAGAGCCGUGUGGGCCCGGCCGUGGCAGCCUUCGUGAUGGGGGCCUGGAGCAGCAUCAGCAUCAAGGAGGGCAGGGCAACGCUGCCCGCAAACCGAAUUCUGUCUCUGGGGGGCUAGGCACAGAGCCUGAACAGAGCUGGGAGCCCCACGUUCUGCCCUACAAGCCUCUGAACUCAGGGAAGGCAGCCAAAAAAACCAUCAGGACCCGAUACAUCAGCACAGAGCUGGGUAUGCGACAGCGUCUCUUUGUGGGUGUGCUGACCUCAAAGAACACGUUGAACUCACUGGCAGUGGCAGUGAAUCGCACACUAGGCCACCGGCUGGAGCGCCUGAUCUACUUCACAGGCACCCGGGGGCGCAAGGUGCCCCAUGGCAUGAUGGUGGUCACGCAUGGAGAUGAGAGGCCCAUCUGGAACAUGUACCAGACUGUCAAAUACGUGAUAGACCAUUACCUGUCUGACUUUGAUUGGGUGUUCCUGGUGCAGGAUGAUACGUACGUCGAGGCCCAUCGGGUGAACCGCUUGGCCUCUCACCUCAGCAUCGACACUCUGCUCUACAUGGGCCGGCCAGAGGAGUUCAUUGGCGGGGACACUCAGGGACACUACUGCUACGGUGGCUUUGGUUACCUCCUUUCCCGAGCUCUACUCCUGCGUUUGCAGCCUCACUUGGAAAGCUGCCGGAAUGAUAUCUUGAGCGCACGCCCUGAUGAGUGGCUGGGCCGCUGUAUCAUUGACUACACAGGAGUAGACUGUGUGGCGGAGCAGGAGGGCUUACGCUACCAUUACUUUGAGCUUGGGAAGAACACAGACCCUGAGAAGGAGAGUGACCCACAAUUCAACGCUGCAUUCACUGUUCAUCCAGUGCUGGACCCUCUCCAGAUGUAUCGGCUGCACAAACACUUCGCUCGUGUAGAGCUGGAGCACACUUACCAAGAGAUCCAGCAGCUACAGCUGGAGAUCCAGAAUACCAGCAGCCUUUCUGCAGAUGGGGACCUGAGUAGCACAUGGCCUGUAGGCAUUCCUCCACCUUUCCAGCCAAAGACCCGUUUUGAGGUGCUUCGCUGGGACUACUUCACUGAAGAGGCAGCUUUUGCCUGUAUGGAUGGGGCCCCCAAGUGUGAGCUCCAAGGUGCAGAUUCAGCUGAUGUAGCAGACGUGGUUGCUGCAGCAGUGGAAGAGCUGAACCGCCGAUACCAGCCAGUGCUACACGUGCACAAGCAUCAGCUACUGAAUGGCUACCGUCGUUUCGACCCUACCCGGGGCAUGGAGUACACGUUGGAUCUGCAGUUGGAGGUCAUGACCCAGAAGGGGCAUAGCCGUUCUGUGGUCAAACGUGUGCACCUGUUGCGCCCGCUUAGCGAGGUAGAGAUCAUCCCCAUGCCCUAUGUAACAGAAGCUAGCCGUGUCAAUGUCAUCUUGCCCCUGACGGCCUCAGAAAAAGACUUUGCUGCUCAUUUCCUUGAAGUCUAUGCUGCAGCGGCUUUUGAGAAUUCUGAGAAUGCCGUGUUGACCUUCCUCUUCAUCUACGAUCCUUUUGAAGCCCAGAAGGUGGCUCAGAAUGAUGUUUUUGGGGCCGUGAAAGCACACAUCACAGAAUAUGAGCGGCGCCACCCUCAGGUGAAGAUUCCUUGGAUUAGUGUCAAGACAGAUGUGCCCUCCCAGAUUAAGGUGAUGGACAUCAUCUCAAAGAAGCAUCCAGUAGAUACACUCUUCUUCGUGGCCGGGGUGAGUACUGAAGUCACCACUGAGUUCCUCAACCGGUGCCGCAUGAACACUAUCAACAGCUGGCAGGUCUUCUUCCCCAUCCAUUUUCAGGGCUACAACCCCAUAAUUGCUUUCCACAACCAGCCACCCCCACUUUCUGGUUUAGACCUGGUGCGUGAUGCUGGCCAUUUUGACCGUGAUGCUUUCAAUGAAGCUUGCUUUUACAAUGCUGACUACAUGGCGGCACGCACCCGGAUGGCAGCUGAUGCCCAGGACAAUGAGGACCUCCUGGAGACCAUGGACAUCUAUGACCUUUUUGUCAAAUAUUCCAAUCUGCAUGUCUUCCGUGCAGUCGAGCCUGCCCUCCUGCAGCCCUUCCGGCCCCAUGUCUGCAACCCCCGGCUGAGCGAGGAGCAGUAUCACCGCUGUGUGCAGAGCAGCUUGGAGGGCCUGGGCUCCCGGUCCCAACUGGCCAUGGUGCUCUUUGAGCAGGAGCAGGGCAAUAGUACAUGAGGCCAAGCUCUCCCCUGCCUCUUUCAGCACAUCCGCUCCCCUACAUUCACUUCCCGAAAUGGCAGAGGAGAGCCGAAUGUGACUGCUUAGGCUCUGGACCUUGGGUGCCCUUCUGGCUGGCUUUACGGGUGGCCCUGGGGACAGCGGAAGAGAAUGGAAGUGGAUGCUGUCUGUUCCACCCUGGGGCUCUCUUGCUCUUGUUUGUCUAGCAGAAGCUCACCCUCUCUCCCAGGCCCGGAGGGCUGCCAGGUUCCGGACUCCAGUCCCUGCCUGGGGGCCGCCAGGACAGCUAGAAGAAGGGUUUUCAGAAGCAUCAGCCAAGGUGGGGUGUGUUGACGUGGAGGAGACUGGGUGGCUGGCUGGAGGGACAGCUGGGGAAGCAGUGCUGGCCAGCCCCUCAGGAUUGCUCAGUUUGGGGAGGAUGCAAAUGAACCCUCUGGACUUCAGUUUGUGGUUGCUCAUUAAGUAGGUGGGAGGGCCGAGGGGUUCCUGUUGUAUUUUUUUUUGUCCUGUGAACUCUUCACGGCAACCAUGACUCGGGCUGCUUUAGCCGCUGCUUAGGAUCAAAGGGGAAAGGGAACAAUCACAGCUCUUGCGAGGAGAGCCCAGCUGCCCCUUCGGUCAGGCUGGCUCUGGCCCUGAGGGGACAAGCCCCAUUUCUGCCCUUGCCUGCUGCUGUUUUUACUGCCUGCCAGGCUGCAGUUCUGCAUAGGUUGCUCUUUUGCAGCCCGGUGCCCUUGCCCAGAACUCGGAGGGGCAUGUCUUGGUCAGCCUGGCAUUGGGACAGGGAGCUGGCAAGUCCAGAAUGGAGGGAGGAGAUGGUGCUCGGCUCUCCAGUGGGAUUAUAUUUAACGUGACUUCAGCGAUUUAAAAAAAACUUGCAUUUUAAUAAACUGGAGUGAAACGCAA